AUGAUAAAAGACCGUUACUAUAUGAUUUUGAUGCCCAUUGCUUGCUUCAUUCUUCCAACAUUGGCUCCAAUGUAUUUGUGGAACGAAACCUUUGUCGAUGCUUUCUGUAUUAAUAUAUUUAGAUAUAUUCUUACUUUACAUGCCACCUGGUUAGUCAACUCAGCUGCUCAUCUUUAUGGACAUAAACCUUAUGAUAGGUAUAUCAACCCAUCUGAAAACCUGACAGUUUCUCUCCUCGCUCUGGGCGAAGGAUGGCACAACUACCAUCAUACCUUCCCAUGGGACUAUAAAACUUCCGAGUUGGGAAAAUACAGCGUAAACUUAUCCGCUGCCUUCAUUGACUUCUUUGCUAAAAUAGGUUGGGCCUAUGACCUUAAAACAGUCUCACAGGAUAUGGUUAAGAAGAGGGUUCUAAGAACAGGAGAUGGCACCCAUGAAAUUUGGGGAUGGGACGAUAAAGACCAACCCAAGGAAGAUUACAAGGAUGCGCUUAUCACUCACAGAAAAUCUUAAACGAUAGUUCCAGGAAAGUGUAGCUUCAUUAUGUACAUAUAGUGGAUAAGUGCUACUUGAGAGACA
Anoplophora glabripennis (Asian longhorned beetle) is the source of this 579-nucleotide messenger RNA. Its product is annotated as acyl-CoA Delta(11) desaturase-like. The record is from RefSeq and is a predicted model, not a curated record. The transcript is spliced from 2 exons. The coding region runs from base 1 to 513 and encodes 170 amino acids. Gene Ontology annotation, cellular component: endoplasmic reticulum membrane. NCBI's taxonomy places the organism in Eukaryota, Metazoa, Arthropoda, Insecta, Coleoptera, Cerambycidae. Gene Ontology annotation, molecular function: stearoyl-CoA 9-desaturase activity; iron ion binding. Gene Ontology annotation, biological process: unsaturated fatty acid biosynthetic process.